UAUAUUAAGGGCACUUAGCCUUCUGCAGAUGUUCUGGGUAACCUCUCAAAAUAGUAUCAUGAGCCAUUUGGAGCACACCCAGGAUCCCUUUAAAGACACACCGCAAGCCGGACGCUUUGACGCCGCGUGACCUUCAACGUACCACGCAUCGAGUUGGGAUCGUGAGUUGUGUGUACACAGCACUCUGGAAUAGUUCCCUAGCUUGAAGUUAUUUGACCAAGAUUUGAUAGCUGAUAGUGUGACUAAGAGCCCGGUCUCUGGUUCCAAAAUGGCUACGCGCUUUCCCGUGCAGGUCAGCGUUUCAGUGCAGGGGUUUUCGGGCCAUGGUUUUUAGUUUCGGAUCAGGACUAGUGAUGUUCGUGCUUCGUGUUCAACGUGGCCAUUGUCUUAGGCGUUUUGCACAGCGCACGACAGAAAGUCGGGGACGGUCGUGCUAGGUCUAAAGCUUCGAAAGCAGUGUUCAACGUUUCACGCGCCUUAUUGGCAUGAUUGAGCAAAGUACUGUGAACCUAAUUAGUAAUUGUACUUUCAUUGUGCUUGGUAUGCGGUUAAGUAGUCUACCGUUGAGCCAAUAAGCAACACAUGGCACGAAGAGGGACGCACUCACGGACAGCUCAAGGAAAAUGAGCUCAGCGAAGCAGCCGGGGAGUAAAAGCCAGUGUAGUGCUGGAGAAUCGUUCCCUUUGCUGGAGAACAACGAAUUAUUGACGGGGAGGGACAUCAACCGACUGUCCACGAGGCAAGAGCCGCCUGCUUGAGGACAGAUUUUGUGGGUCAGGCGCUGUGGGAAAGGAUUGUGCUCAGAGGCAGUAGCCAGACAAAAUGGAUGGCACCAGCGCAGCAACCAAAAAGGGUGUCUGCUGGUCACGGAAGAGGGUCUUCUCGUUCUGCUUGGUGGCACUGGCGGUGUGCUUUGCCAUUAUCAUACUGGGAGGCCAAAACCAGACGGGCGUGUACAAGUUCCACAGGUGGCUCGAUCCCGGUGCCCGGUACCAGUCUGGUGCUGAAAACCUGGAAAUAAGCACGCCGAUGAGGAUCCAAGACCAACCUGGUCACAGCGACGGAGGCUUUGCCAAGGUCAGGUCAGAUAUUCUUGACAGUCAUGAUCAUGAUGAUGACUUCUUUAAAAUUGUUCCAGUCCUUGCUGGCAAGGGCGCUACCUAUGGUGAAAGUGAGCAAACCCUUCCGACGGAGAGCGCCGCCAAGACAGAAACCGAGUUUUCUGAUCUAGUGAGUGGCACUUCGAACUCUCCGUUUCAACAGAGUGCAGCAGCAGAGGGCGUCGGUAACGACAUCAAAUCAGUGCCUAGGAACAAAAUUAAUGCCACAGUGGGCGAUAUAAACCUAGAAACAAGACGUGUGCCAUCUAUAGUCACUAAACAAGCUAUCCAAAGAAAAGUUGAGUAUAUUGCAGGACUCAAAGAGUCAGUGCCUGUUAAGGGAUCUUUCCCUGAUCAUCCAAAAAUGUCCGUAGACAGAAACAACGGAACAGUACCUUUUAGACGAAAAGUCAGUGUCUCCACUCAGGCUACGCAAACUUUUAUUCCAGCACAAACGACAGCUGAAGCUGUGUAUUACGACAUUUGUGCCAAGUGUUGCUAUCGCUACACUACUAUUAACAAUGAUAUCACAAAAGUACUUGACGAAUCGCAGCUCAGAGAAAGGGGUUGCCAAAGGAGACUUCCAGACGCCAUGAUCUUCGGCGUGAAAAAGGGCGGGACCACCACCUUGAAAAACUUCCUCAGCUACCAUCCCGACAUCGCCUUCACUCAGGAAGAGUUGAAGUUCUUCACCUCUUCGAAGGAGAGAGCGAAGGGGUUGGAAUACUAUCGGAGCAGAAUGAUCUACUCCACCCCGGAUCAGAUCUCCAUGGAGAAAACCCCGGCUUAUUCUCACUACCCGAAGGUCCCCGCAAUGAUCGCAAAUGUCCUGCCCGAUGUCAAACUCAUUAUCAUCAUGCGAGACCCGGUGGAGCGAGCGGUAUCCGACUACGUGCACAUGCAGGUCACGAUUGCCAAGCGCUGCCACAAACUGGGAACCUCAACCCUGACGUCGCUGCUGACCAAUAUCACUCUGCCUAAGGAUUGUGACUUCUUCACCCGCUACGAAAUCAACAGCACGUUUGACGAGUCCGUCAUCGACUCCAAGGGACGUGUCAAGGAUCGAAGUCAGCUCAUCUCGAAAGGGGUAUACGUCAAGGAUAUACAGAGAUACUUGGAUUACUUUAAACCUGAACAGAUUCUCGCAAUAGACGGGGAGGCGUUCAUCCUCGACCCCUACCCGGCCGUCAAGAAAGUCGAACAGUUUCUGGGCAUCAGGGAUUACUUUAUGCGCGACCACUUCUACUUCGACGUGCAGAAAGGCUUUUACUGUCUGAACAAGCCCAUCCCCAACAACUGCAUGUGUCCAGCGAAAGGGCGCCCUCAUCCGCGGGUGCACGAAGACACGCUCAGGAAGCUGCGCGACUUUUACAGACCGUACAACGCAGAGCUCAAGCAGUUGACGAAGCUGGACUUGCAUUGGUCCUCAUAGUGGAAUAUUUUUUCGCGCCCAAAGAUGCAUUUUUUGCGGUACAUGUGCAUAUUUUCCAAUUUUCCUCCUGAAUUCUCAGUGCUGUGGUCACUUGAAGACGCCAGAUCUUGUUGCUUUGAAAAUUAGUGGUACGUCCCAGUUUCAUGGAGGCGUUAAGCGGGAAAUUUUGUGCUGCUAGUUAAUAAUGCAAAAACCAGUCGUUAACCAGAUGAGCAAAAUAUGUUGCGUUCACGAGUGAUAUGCGAACUUGCAGUCCUUCGAUUUUGGCCAGCGUGCACUGUUUAUACCGAAGCUAAUCACUUUAAUUGUGGUGUCUAAUUUCUAAUCGAGAGACUCCAAAUUUCUCCAGCCACCAACUGUGAAUUGUAUUAUGAUUGGAAUGUGGCAUUCUUGACGUUUUAAGAUGUAGAAGUAAUUUUUGUGCUCAUUUUGACUUGCCUGCUCGACCCUAUUCACAAAUUUUAGGGCAUAUCGUCACUUUGAUGGUGCUUUGGCUGCAUUGUUGGCCCUUCAGUUUGGCAAAACACCGUGGACCACAUAACAGAAGCCAACUGUUAUCUAUACCUUAAAAAGUGAGGCUUUUACAAAAGAUAUGAAUAUGCAGGUUUUACUAUCGAUCCAAGUAUGUUUCAAGAAAGUGUUACAACUGUAGAUCGGUCGAUCCUUUUUAUAAAGGUAGAUUGGUCGAUUCACAAUGCCGUGCGCCACCUAGAGGUUGUUAUGGAGAGGCCUUUUCGCAGUACAUAAUGGGAUAAAUAGUCUCAUUUGCUGACUGCGCUGUGCGCGGAAAGCUUGAAUUUUUCUGAAUGUUUGUUUAUCUUGGUUAAAAAUUCGAAAUUGCUUAUUGCGAAUGGGUGUUAGGUAGUAAAAAUGAUGGUUUUGUUUGGUGCAGGGAAUGCUUCUAUCAAUCAAAUAUCCCUACGAAGUGCAUUAGUGCACUUAAAAUCGUGGCAGCGUAAGCUUGAAAAGUGGCCUGUCUGCGGCAAACUCUUGGUAGCGACGUGUAUUGUGAAUCGCGCACAUCAUACAAAGGAGUCGAAUAGGAUGGCUAUUGACAUUCCUUUUGAUUUCCACUGAAUGUAAUAUUUACUCACCUCAUCUUAAGUCGUUUGUGUAUUGGCACUUCUGGCAUUUUGUGCACACCCAUAAAUAUUCCCAAUUCUUUGACUCGGCAUUUAUUGAAUGAAAGAAACUUCAGCAUGCAUUAUUCAUUAUUCCUGUAGAAUCGGCUCAUCUCUGAAGUUAAUGAUUAUAUGUUGCAUCAUGUUCCAAUGACAGUGAAAGAGGCAGGUAGAUAGGUGAACGUGUUGCAUUAAGGUUCAUCCACACUGGAAAAUAGCUUGAGCUAUAUUUUUUUUUAGAAACUGGCAAUUACGAAAUCUCUUUGUUUUUCAUUUAAAAACCCUUAUUUGUACAUCUCUAUGGAAUAUACAUGUACAUGCCGUAGAAAGUGCAUACAUAAUAUUUACUUGGUGUUAAGAGUAAAUUAUGCGAAGUUCAUUUACAUUGUUAAUAUGUACAGCUUGGCUUAUGAAUACUCUUCGUUUCUUUCAAGUUACUUUAUGUUUUGUAUGUGAAAUCGUUGAGAUACCCUAUUUAAUGAACGUAUUUGCUCUGUGAGCAAAUUUCGAGAAUGUACACGCAUUCCUCUUUCGUCAUUUGGUUUGUUUGAAUUAACAGGAUGGUUGAUGUUAUCAUGACCUGGUCCCUGUAAUCGCCAUGCUAUAAUUUUCCCCGUUUUCACAAAACGAAAACUUUUUAGAAAAGCAUGGUCUGAAAUAGGCUGAACGUGCAAAUACAGGACAGACUUAA
This is a messenger RNA of Acanthaster planci (crown-of-thorns starfish), 4344 nucleotides long. RefSeq lists its product as uncharacterized. Lineage: Eukaryota; Metazoa; Echinodermata; Asteroidea; Valvatida; Acanthasteridae. Gene Ontology annotation, molecular function: [heparan sulfate]-glucosamine 3-sulfotransferase activity. The record is from RefSeq and is a predicted model, not a curated record.